CCAAUUAGAUCAAGCCACGCUGCUAAGACGACAAUGCCUUAAAUUAUGCGGCGUGGGGUCAAAUGCAGUGUGUGUUUUUGGGGCUUUUUGCCUUUACCAAAGCAGAGGGAUCCGGAGCCCCCCUUACAUUAUCAGUGGCAAAGCAGCAGAGUAAGUGAAAGGGUGAAGAAAUGGGUCUACUUACUAACAGAGUAGAGAGGAGUGAGAUCAAUCCAGGAGAUCAUAUUUACACUUACAGAGCUGUUUUCACCUACUCCCAUCAUGGUAUCUUUGUUGGUGGAAGCAAGGUGGUUCAUUUUAGACCUGAACGUAACUUGGAUUCUAGCACUGAGCCAUCUUCUGAUCUAUACGAUCCUAUAUCUCCUCGAUCAACUUGUCCGACUUUUCCCGAUUGUGGCUUCCGGCAGCCGAACAGUGGGGUAGUACUCUCAUGCCUGGAUUGCUUUCUUCGAAAUGGAUCGCUCUACUGCUUUGAGUAUGGGGUGACCCCAUCUGUUUUCCUUGCCAAAGUGCGUGGCGGCACAUGCACCACAGCAAUGUCUGACCCUCCUGAAACAGUUAUCCACAGGGCAAUGUACCUUCUUCAAAAUGGAUUUGGAAAUUAUCACAUAUUCCAGAAUAACUGUGAGGACUUUGCACUGUAUUGCAAAACUGGUCUUCUGAUUAUGGAAAAGCAAGGGGUCGGAAGAAGCGGUCAGGCUUCUUCCGUCAUUGGGGCCCCUUUAGCUGCUCUUCUUUCUUCUCCACUAAAGUUAUUGAUGCCAAGCCCUGUAGGCGUGGCAACAGUUACAGCUGGGAUGUACUGUAUGAGCCGGUAUGCGACUGACAUAGGUGUUCGAAGUGAUGUGAUCAAGGUAGCUGUUGAGGACUUGGCCGUGAGCCUAGGCUGGGCAGAGCAUCACGAUGAAGCAGCUCAAGAAAAUGAGGCUUUGAGCAGACAACUUGUGACUUUGUGACAUGAUAUGAGUUUCUUGUGCGUGGAAAGUUUGGGUGCAUAGUUCAUUUGCUAGCAUAAAUAGAAGCAUUACUUGCAAUCUUACGUUGAAUUUGUGAUGUAAUUGUCUUUUGCUACUCUCUCCUCUCUGCUCAUAGGUAUUGUUAUCUUCGGUAAGGCUGCAUUCUAUCUGUGUAAGCAGUAUAUUCCUAAAGAACUUUAAUUAAGGAUUGAAUGGAAGUCGGUGACAGUGUUUGCUUGUUA
This is a messenger RNA of Gossypium raimondii (Peruvian cotton), 1198 nucleotides long. Its product is annotated as protein LEAD-SENSITIVE 1. The coding region runs from base 171 to 956 and encodes 261 amino acids. The record is from RefSeq and is a predicted model, not a curated record. The transcript is spliced from 2 exons. NCBI's taxonomy places the organism in Eukaryota, Viridiplantae, Streptophyta, Magnoliopsida, Malvales, Malvaceae.